Parnassius mnemosyne (clouded apollo) is the source of this 20967-nucleotide messenger RNA. The record is from the annotation of a GenBank genome assembly. NCBI's taxonomy places the organism in Eukaryota, Metazoa, Arthropoda, Insecta, Lepidoptera, Papilionidae.
AUGGCUGAUAGUGAUGAUGAAUAUGAUCGUAAAAGGCGCGAUAAGUUUCGCGGUGAAAGAGGAAACGCUGAAGGAAGCAGUUAUCGUAGUAGUGAUCGCCGAGAGGAAAGAGGUCGUGGUCGGGAGGAGUGGUCUGAAAGAUCUCGUGGAGGUCGUUCUGGUCCUGACUACAGAGACUAUCGAGGGGGAGCAAGCGCUAGCCGAGGGUAUUCACCUGUAAGAGGAGAAGGACCACCAAACAAAAGAAUCAGGCCUGACUGGCCUAUAGAUGAUAGAAGAUAUGGAGGGAUGCCACAUGACACAUAUGGUUCCUAUGGUUGGUCACAUGAUCACUUUGGUCCUCAUCCUGCACACCAAGGCUAUGGACAGCCUAUGCCACCAGUACCGGCAAGAGAUGCAGUUUUACCCAUGGGUCCAGUAGAUGGUCCCCCUACAAUGAUGACCUUCAAGGCCUUUUUGGCUGCUCAAGAUGACUCCAUUACUGUAGAUGAUGCCAUUCAGAAGUAUAAUGAAUAUAAACUGGAGUUUAGAAGACAACAGCUUAAUGAGUUUUUUGUUGCUCAUAAGGAUGAGGAAUGGUUCAAGAUCAAAUAUCAUCCAGAAGAGUCUGUGAAACGUAAAGAAGAGCAAUUAACGGCAUUGAAGAAUAGGUUAAAUGUCUUCUUGGAGUUACUGGAACAAGGGGAAUUGGAUAAAGUCUCAGUUGAUGUUGACAAGUCUGAUAAAUUAAUAAGACUGCUUGAUACUGUGGUUAUCAAGUUAGAAGGUGGAACUGAAGAAGAUCUGAAGGCUUUGGAUGAGCCGCCACCGCAAGAAAAUUCUAAUAACAGUGAGAAACAAGGAAAUGAUAAAAGUGAAGCAGAAAAAGCUGUAGUUAUAGAUGUGGACGAAGUGAAAGUCAAGGAAGAAAAAGACCACCCGGAACAAGAUAAGGAAAAAAAGGCUGAAUCUCCAAAGCCUACAGCACCUCUUACAAUGGAGAUAGAUCCUCAUUUGCGACAACUUCAAGAACAAGCUAAAAUGUUUUCCCGAUUCAACUCCCAGCCCGGCAGUGAAAAUGAGAGUACAGUUCAGGAGAAAGAGCCACCCCCACCGGCGGUGUCGUCAUCUAGUUCAUCGUCGUCCAGCUCAUCGUCUUCCAGUUCAGAAGACGAAGGCGAAACAAACAACCGACGGAAAUCCAAGUCUAAAUCGAAAUCACCAGACAAAUCGCCCAAACAAAAGGAGAAGUCACCAAGCGUGGAAAAAAUUGUGGACAUAUCUGAAACAGAUAAAGAAAAGGAAAACAACAACGAAAACAAAUCUGAAACUGCAAACGAUGUUGUUGUUGAGAAAAAGGAGUCCCGUGCUCUGCACAAAACUACUUCAAUAUUUUUAAGGAAUUUGGCACCUUCCAUUGCUAAAGCUGAAGUCGAAGCUAUGUGCAAGCGUUAUGGUGGAUUCCUUCGUGUGGCGUUGGCCGACCCUUUGCCAGAACGUCGGUGGUUCCGCCGAGGUUGGGUCACCUUUCGUCGGGAAGUGAAUAUUAAAGACAUAUGCUGGAAUCUUAACAAUAUACGGCUGCGCGAGUGUGAGCUGGGCGCGAUCGUGAACCGGGAUCUGCAGCGGCGCAUCCGCGCGGUGUCCGGCGUGACGCUUGAGCGCGCCGUGCUGCGCGCCGACGCGCGCCUGGCCGCGCGCCUCGCGCACCUGCUGGACACGCGCACGCGCCUCUGGCAGCAAGAGCCGCGCGCCGACACCGCCGACACCACCGCCACCACCGACACCGCCGACGACAAGCCCGCCGCGCCAGAUGUAACUACCCCACUCACACUAACGCUCGUACUAGCCCGUCUAGUACCAUACACAGUCGACACGCGCACGCGCCUCUGGCAGCACGAGCCGCGCGCCGACACCGCCGACACCACCGCCACCACCGACACCGCCGACGACAAGCCCGCCGCGCCAGAUGUAACUACCCCACUCACACUAACGCUCGUACUAGCCCGUCUAGUACCAUACACAGUCGACACGCGCACGCGCCUCUGGCAGCACGAGCCGCGCGCCGACACCGCCGACACCACCGCCACCACCGACACCGCCGACGACAAGCCCGCCGCGCCAGAUGUAACUACCCCACUCACACUAACGCUCGUACUAGCCCGUCUAGUACCAUACACAGUCGACACGCGCACGCGCCUCUGGCAGCACGAGCCGCGCGCCGACACCGCCGACACCACCGCCACCACCGACACCGCCGACGACAAGCCCGCCGCGCCAGAUGUAACUACCCCACUCACACUAACGCUCGUACUAGCCCGUCUAGUACCAUACACAGUCGACACGCGCACGCGCCUCUGGCAGCACGAGCCGCGCGCCGACACCGCCGACACCACCGCCACCACCGACACCGCCGACGACAAGCCCGCCGCGCCAGAUGUAACUACCCCACUCACACUAACGCUCGUACUAGCCCGUCUAGUACCAUACACAGUCGACACGCGCACGCGCCUCUGGCAGCACGAGCCGCGCGCCGACACCGCCGACACCACCGCCACCACCGACACCGCCGACGACAAGCCCGCCGCGCCAGAUGUAACUACCCCACUCACACUAACGCUCGUACUAGCCCGUCUAGUACCAUACACAGUCGACACGCGCACGCGCCUCUGGCAGCACGAGCCGCGCGCCGACACCGCCGACACCACCGCCACCACCGACACCGCCGACGACAAGCCCGCCGCGCCAGAUGUAACUACCCCACUCACACUAACGCUCGUACUAGCCCGUCUAGUACCAUACACAGUCGACACGCGCACGCGCCUCUGGCAGCACGAGCCGCGCGCCGACACCGCCGACACCACCGCCACCACCGACACCGCCGACGACAAGCCCGCCGCGCCAGAUGUAACUACCCCACUCACACUAACGCUCGUACUAGCCCGUCUAGUACCAUACACAGUCGACACGCGCACGCGCCUCUGGCAGCACGAGCCGCGCGCCGACACCGCCGACACCACCGCCACCACCGACACCGCCGACGACAAGCCCGCCGCGCCAGAUGUAACUACCCCACUCACACUAACGCUCGUACUAGCCCGUCUAGUACCAUACACAGUCGACACGCGCACGCGCCUCUGGCAGCACGAGCCGCGCGCCGACACCGCCGACACCACCGCCACCACCGACACCGCCGACGACAAGCCCGCCGCGCCAGAUGUAACUACCCCACUCACACUAACGCUCGUACUAGCCCGUCUAGUACCAUACACAGUCGACACGCGCACGCGCCUCUGGCAGCACGAGCCGCGCGCCGACACCGCCGACACCACCGCCACCACCGACACCGCCGACGACAAGCCCGCCGCGCCAGAUGUAACUACCCCACUCACACUAACGCUCGUACUAGCCCGUCUAGUACCAUACACAGUCGACACGCGCACGCGCCUCUGGCAGCACGAGCCGCGCGCCGACACCGCCGACACCACCGCCACCACCGACACCGCCGACGACAAGCCCGCCGCGCCAGAUGUAACUACCCCACUCACACUAACGCUCGUACUAGCCCGUCUAGUACCAUACACAGUCGACACGCGCACGCGCCUCUGGCAGCACGAGCCGCGCGCCGACACCGCCGACACCACCGCCACCACCGACACCGCCGACGACAAGCCCGCCGCGCCAGAUGUAACUACCCCACUCACACUAACGCUCGUACUAGCCCGUCUAGUACCAUACACAGUCGACACGCGCACGCGCCUCUGGCAGCACGAGCCGCGCGCCGACACCGCCGACACCACCGCCACCACCGACACCGCCGACGACAAGCCCGCCGCGCCAGAUGUAACUACCCCACUCACACUAACGCUCGUACUAGCCCGUCUAGUACCAUACACAGUCGACACGCGCACGCGCCUCUGGCAGCACGAGCCGCGCGCCGACACCGCCGACACCACCGCCACCACCGACACCGCCGACGACAAGCCCGCCGCGCCAGAUGUAACUACCCCACUCACACUAACGCUCGUACUAGCCCGUCUAGUACCAUACACAGUCGACACGCGCACGCGCCUCUGGCAGCACGAGCCGCGCGCCGACACCGCCGACACCACCGCCACCACCGACACCGCCGACGACAAGCCCGCCGCGCCAGAUGUAACUACCCCACUCACACUAACGCUCGUACUAGCCCGUCUAGUACCAUACACAGUCGACACGCGCACGCGCCUCUGGCAGCACGAGCCGCGCGCCGACACCGCCGACACCACCGCCACCACCGACACCGCCGACGACAAGCCCGCCGCGCCAGAUGUAACUACCCCACUCACACUAACGCUCGUACUAGCCCGUCUAGUACCAUACACAGUCGACACGCGCACGCGCCUCUGGCAGCACGAGCCGCGCGCCGACACCGCCGACACCACCGCCACCACCGACACCGCCGACGACAAGCCCGCCGCGCCAGAUGUAACUACCCCACUCACACUAACGCUCGUACUAGCCCGUCUAGUACCAUACACAGUCGACACGCGCACGCGCCUCUGGCAGCACGAGCCGCGCGCCGACACCGCCGACACCACCGCCACCACCGACACCGCCGACGACAAGCCCGCCGCGCCAGAUGUAACUACCCCACUCACACUAACGCUCGUACUAGCCCGUCUAGUACCAUACACAGUCGACACGCGCACGCGCCUCUGGCAGCACGAGCCGCGCGCCGACACCGCCGACACCACCGCCACCACCGACACCGCCGACGACAAGCCCGCCGCGCCAGAUGUAACUACCCCACUCACACUAACGCUCGUACUAGCCCGUCUAGUAUCUGGCAGACACGAGCCGCGCGCCGACACCGCCGACACCACCGCCACCACCGACCACCGCCGACGACAAGCCCGGCCGCGCCAGAUUCCGACACGCGCACGCGCCUCUGGCAGCCACGAGCCGCGCGCCGACACCGCCGACACCACCGCCACCACCGACACCGCCGACGACAAGCCCGCCGCGCCAGAUGUAACUACCCCACUCACACUAACGCUCGUACUAGCCCGUCUAGUACCAUACACAGUCGACACGCGCACGCGCCUCUGGCAGCACGAGCCGCGCGCCGACACCGCCGACACCACCGCCACCACCGACACCGCCGACGACAAGCCCGCCGCGCCAGAUGUAACUACCCCACUCACACUAACGCUCGUACUAGCCCGUCUAGUACCAUACACAGUCGACACGCGCACGCGCCUCUGGCAGCACGAGCCGCGCGCCGACACCGCCGACACCACCGCCACCACCGACACCGCCGACGACAAGCCCGCCGCGCCAGAUGUAACUACCCCACUCACACUAACGCUCGUACUAGCCCGUCUAGUACCAUACACAGUCGACACGCGCACGCGCCUCUGGCAGCAAGAGCCGCGCGCCGACACCGCCGACACCACCGCCACCACCGACACCGCCGACGACAAGCCCGCCGCGCCAGAUGUAACUACCCCACUCACACUAACGCUCGUACUAGCCCGUCUAGUACCAUACACAGUCGACACGCGCACGCGCCUCUGGCAGCAAGAGCCGCGCGCCGACACCGCCGACACCACCGCCACCACCGACACCGCCGACGACAAGCCCGCCGCGCCAGAUGUAACUACCCCACUCACACUAACGCUCGUACUAGCCCGUCUAGUACCAUACACAGUCGACACGCGCACGCGCCUCUGGCAGCAAGAGCCGCGCGCCGACACCGCCGACACCACCGCCACCACCGACACCGCCGACGACAAGCCCGCCGCGCCAGAUGUAACUACCCCACUCACACUAACGCUCGUACUAGCCCGUCUAGUACCAUACACAGUCGACACGCGCACGCGCCUCUGGCAGCAAGAGCCGCGCGCCGACACCGCCGACACCACCGCCACCACCGACACCGCCACCACCGACACCGCCGACGACAAGCCCGCCGCGCCAGAUGUAACUACCCCACUCACACUAACGCUCGUACUAGCCCGUCUAGUACCAUACACAGUCGACACGCGCACGCGCCUCUGGCAGCAAGAGCCGCGCGCCGACACCGCCGACACCACCGCCACCACCGACACCGCCGACGACAAGCCCGCCGCGCCAGAUGUAACUACCCCACUCACACUAACGCUCGUACUAGCCCGUCUAGUACCAUACACAGUCGACACGCGCACGCGCCUCUGGCAGCACGAGCCGCGCGCCGACACCGCCGACACCACCGCCACCACCGACACCGCCGACGACAAGCCCGCCGCGCCAGAUGUAACUACCCCACUCACACUAACGCUCGUACUAGCCCGUCUAGUACCAUACACAGUCGACACGCGCACGCGCCUCUGGCAGCACGAGCCGCGCGCCGACACCGCCGACACCACCGCCACCACCGACACCGCCGACGACAAGCCCGCCGCGCCAGAUGUAACUACCCCACUCACACUAACGCUCGUACUAGCCCGUCUAGUACCAUACACAGUCGACACGCGCACGCGCCUCUGGCAGCACGAGCCGCGCGCCGACACCGCCGACACCACCGCCACCACCGACACCGCCGACGACAAGCCCGCCGCGCCAGAUGUAACUACCCCACUCACACUAACGCUCGUACUAGCCCGUCUAGUACCAUACACAGUCGACACGCGCACGCGCCUCUGGCAGCACGAGCCGCGCGCCGACACCGCCGACACCACCGCCACCACCGACACCGCCGACGACAAGCCCGCCGCGCCAGAUGUAACUACCCCACUCACACUAACGCUCGUACUAGCCCGUCUAGUACCAUACACAGUCGACACGCGCACGCGCCUCUGGCAGCACGAGCCGCGCGCCGACACCGCCGACACCACCGCCACCACCGACACCGCCGACGACAAGCCCGCCGCGCCAGAUGUAACUACCCCACUCACACUAACGCUCGUACUAGCCCGUCUAGUACCAUACACAGUCGACACGCGCACGCGCCUCUGGCAGCACGAGCCGCGCGCCGACACCGCCGACACCACCGCCACCACCGACACCGCCGACGACAAGCCCGCCGCGCCAGAUGUAACUACCCCACUCACACUAACGCUCGUACUAGCCCGUCUAGUACCAUACACAGUCGACACGCGCACGCGCCUCUGGCAGCACGAGCCGCGCGCCGACACCGCCGACACCACCGCCACCACCGACACCGCCGACGACAAGCCCGCCGCGCCAGAUGUAACUACCCCACUCACACUAACGCUCGUACUAGCCCGUCUAGUACCAUACACAGUCGACACGCGCACGCGCCUCUGGCAGCACGAGCCGCGCGCCGACACCGCCGACACCACCGCCACCACCGACACCGCCGACGACAAGCCCGCCGCGCCAGAUGUAACUACCCCACUCACACUAACGCUCGUACUAGCCCGUCUAGUACCAUACACAGUCGACACGCGCACGCGCCUCUGGCAGCAAGAGCCGCGCGCCGACACCGCCGACACCACCGCCACCACCGACACCGCCGACGACAAGCCCGCCGCGCCAGAUGUAACUACCCCACUCACACUAACGCUCGUACUAGCCCGUCUAGUACCAUACACAGUCGACACGCGCACGCGCCUCUGGCAGCAAGAGCCGCGCGCCGACACCGCCGACACCACCGCCACCACCGACACCGCCGACGACAAGCCCGCCGCGCCAGAUCAAGAGCCGCGCGCCGACACCGCCGACACCACCGCCACCACCGACACCGCCGACGACAAGCCCGCCGCGCCAGAUGUAACUACCCCACUCACACUAACGCUCGUACUAGCCCGUCUAGUACCAUACACAGUCGACACGCGCACGCGCCUCUGGCAGCAAGAGCCGCGCGCCGACACCGCCGACACCACCGCCACCACCGACACCGCCACCACCGACACCGCCGACGACAAGCCCGCCGCGCCAGAUGUAACUACCCCACUCACACUAACGCUCGUACUAGCCCGUCUAGUACCAUACACAGUCGACACGCGCACGCGCCUCUGGCAGCAAGAGCCGCGCGCCGACACCGCCGACACCACCGCCACCACCGACACCGCCGACGACAAGCCCGCCGCGCCAGAUGUAACUACCCCACUCACACUAACGCUCGUACUAGCCCGUCUAGUACCAUACACAGUCGACACGCGCACGCGCCUCUGGCAGCACGAGCCGCGCGCCGACACCGCCGACACCACCGCCACCACCGACACCGCCACCACCGACACCGCCGACGACAAGCCCGCCGCGCCAGAUGUAACUACCCCACUCACACUAACGCUCGUACUAGCCCGUCUAGUACCAUACACAGUCGACACGCGCACGCGCCUCUGGCAGCACGAGCCGCGCGCCGACACCGCCGACACCACCGCCACCACCGACACCGCCACCACCGACACCGCCGACGACAAGCCCGCCGCGCCAGAUGUAACUACCCCACUCACACUAACGCUCGUACUAGCCCGUCUAGUACCAUACACAGUCGACACGCGCACGCGCCUCUGGCAGCAAGAGCCGCGCGCCGACACCGCCGACACCACCGCCACCACCGACACCGCCGACGACAAGCCCGCCGCGCCAGAUGUAACUACCCCACUCACACUAACGCUCGUACUAGCCCGUCUAGUACCAUACACAGUCGACACGCGCACGCGCCUCUGGCAGCAAGAGCCGCGCGCCGACACCGCCGACACCACCGCCACCACCGACACCGCCGACGACAAGCCCGCCGCGCCAGAUGUAACUACCCCACUCACACUAACGCUCGUACUAGCCCGUCUAGUACCAUACACAGUCGACACGCGCACGCGCCUCUGGCAGCAAGAGCCGCGCGCCGACACCGCCGACACCACCGCCACCACCGACACCGCCGACGACAAGCCCGCCGCGCCAGAUGUAACUACCCCACUCACACUAACGCUCGUACUAGCCCGUCUAGUACCAUACACAGUCGACACGCGCACGCGCCUCUGGCAGCAAGAGCCGCGCGCCGACACCGCCGACACCACCGCCACCACCGACACCGCCGACGACAAGCCCGCCGCGCCAGAUGUAACUACCCCACUCACACUAACGCUCGUACUAGCCCGUCUAGUACCAUACACAGUCGACACGCGCACGCGCCUCUGGCAGCACGAGCCGCGCGCCGACACCGCCGACACCACCGCCACCACCGACACCGCCGACGACAAGCCCGCCGCGCCAGAUGUAACUACCCCACUCACACUAACGCUCGUACUAGCCCGUCUAGUACCAUACACAGUCGACACGCGCACGCGCCUCUGGCAGCAAGAGCCGCGCGCCGACACCGCCGACACCACCGCCACCACCGACACCGCCGACGACAAGCCCGCCGCGCCAGAUGUAACUACCCCACUCACACUAACGCUCGUACUAGCCCGUCUAGUACCAUACACAGUCGACACGCGCACGCGCCUCUGGCAGCACGAGCCGCGCGCCGACACCGCCGACACCACCGCCACCACCGACACCGCCGACGACAAGCCCGCCGCGCCAGAUGUAACUACCCCACUCACACUAACGCUCGUACUAGCCCGUCUAGUACCAUACACAGUCGACACGCGCACGCGCCUCUGGCAGCACGAGCCGCGCGCCGACACCGCCGACACCACCGCCACCACCGACACCGCCACCACCGACACCGCCGACGACAAGCCCGCCGCGCCAGAUGUAACUACCCCACUCACACUAACGCUCGUACUAGCCCGUCUAGUACCAUACACAGUCGACACGCGCACGCGCCUCUGGCAGCACGAGCCGCGCGCCGACACCGCCGACACCACCGCCACCACCGACACCGCCGACGACAAGCCCGCCGCGCCAGAUGUAACUACCCCACUCACACUAACGCUCGUACUAGCCCGUCUAGUACCAUACACAGUCGACACGCGCACGCGCCUCUGGCAGCACGAGCCGCGCGCCGACACCGCCGACACCACCGCCACCACCGACACCGCCGACGACAAGCCCGCCGCGCCAGAUGUAACUACCCCACUCACACUAACGCUCGUACUAGCCCGUCUAGUACCAUACACAGUCGACACGCGCACGCGCCUCUGGCAGCACGAGCCGCGCGCCGACACCGCCGACACCACCGCCACCACCGACACCGCCACCACCGACACCGCCGACGACAAGCCCGCCGCGCCAGAUGUAACUACCCCACUCACACUAACGCUCGUACUAGCCCGUCUAGUACCAUACACAGUCGACACGCGCACGCGCCUCUGGCAGCACGAGCCGCGCGCCGACACCGCCGACACCACCGCCACCACCGACACCGCCGACGACAAGCCCGCCGCGCCAGAUGUAACUACCCCACUCACACUAACGCUCGUACUAGCCCGUCUAGUACCAUACACAGUCGACACGCGCACGCGCCUCUGGCAGCACGAGCCGCGCGCCGACACCGCCGACACCACCGCCACCACCGACACCGCCGACGACAAGCCCGCCGCGCCAGAUGUAACUACCCCACUCACACUAACGCUCGUACUAGCCCGUCUAGUACCAUACACAGUCGACACGCGCACGCGCCUCUGGCAGCACGAGCCGCGCGCCGACACCGCCGACACCACCGCCACCACCGACACCGCCGACGACAAGCCCGCCGCGCCAGAUGUAACUACCCCACUCACACUAACGCUCGUACUAGCCCGUCUAGUACCAUACACAGUCGACACGCGCACGCGCCUCUGGCAGCACGAGCCGCGCGCCGACACCGCCGACACCACCGCCACCACCGACACCGCCGACGACAAGCCCGCCGCGCCAGAUGUAACUACCCCACUCACACUAACGCUCGUACUAGCCCGUCUAGUACCAUACACAGUCGACACGCGCACGCGCCUCUGGCAGCACGAGCCGCGCGCCGACACCGCCGACACCACCGCCACCACCGACACCGCCGACGACAAGCCCGCCGCGCCAGAUGUAACUACCCCACUCACACUAACGCUCGUACUAGCCCGUCUAGUACCAUACACAGUCGACACGCGCACGCGCCUCUGGCAGCACGAGCCGCGCGCCGACACCGCCGACACCACCGCCACCACCGACACCGCCGACGACAAGCCCGCCGCGCCAGAUGUAACUACCCCACUCACACUAACGCUCGUACUAGCCCGUCUAGUACCAUACACAGUCGACACGCGCACGCGCCUCUGGCAGCACGAGCCGCGCGCCGACACCGCCGACACCACCGCCACCACCGACACCGCCGACGACAAGCCCGCCGCGCCAGAUGUAACUACCCCACUCACACUAACGCUCGUACUAGCCCGUCUAGUACCAUACACAGUCGACACGCGCACGCGCCUCUGGCAGCACGAGCCGCGCGCCGACACGCCGACACCCGCCACCACCGACACCGCCACCACCGACACCGCCGACGACAAGCCCGCCGCGCCAGAUGUAACUACCCCACUCACACUAACGCUCGUACUAGCCCGUCUAGUACCAUACACAGUCGACACGCGCACGCGCCUCUGGCAGCACGAGCCGCGCGCCGACACCGCCGACACCACCGCCACCACCGACACCGCCGACGACAAGCCCGCCGCGCCAGAUGUAACUACCCCACUCACACUAACGCUCGUACUAGCCCGUCUAGUACCAUACACAGUCGACACGCGCACGCGCCUCUGGCAGCACGAGCCGCGCGCCGACACCGCCGACACCACCGCCACCACCGACACCGCCGACGACAAGCCCGCCGCGCCAGAUGUAACUACCCCACUCACACUAACGCUCGUACUAGCCCGUCUAGUACCAUACACAGUCGACACGCGCACGCGCCUCUGGCAGCACGAGCCGCGCGCCGACACCGCCGACACCACCGCCACCACCGACACCGCACCCGACACCGCCGACGACAAGCCCGCCGCGCCAGAUGUAACUACCCCACUCACACUAACGCUCGUACUAGCCCGUCUAGUACCAUACACAGUCGACACGCGCACGCGCCUCUGGCAGCACGAGCCGCGCGCCGACACCGCCGACACCACCGCCACCACCGACACCGCCGACGACAAGCCCGCCGCGCCAGAUGUAACUACCCCACUCACACUAACGCUCGUACUAGCCCGUCUAGUACCAUACACAGUCGACACGCGCACGCGCCUCUGGCAGCACGAGCCGCGCGCCGACACCGCCGACACCACCGCCACCACCGACACCGCCGACGACAAGCCCGCCGCGCCAGAUGUAACUACCCCACUCACACUAACGCUCGUACUAGCCCGUCUAGUACCAUACACAGUCGACACGCGCACGCGCCUCUGGCAGCACGAGCCGCGCGCCGACACCGCCGACACCACCGCCACCACCGACACCGCCGACGACAAGCCCGCCGCGCCAGAUGUAACUACCCCACUCACACUAACGCUCGUACUAGCCCGUCUAGUACCAUACACAGUCGACACGCGCACGCGCCUCUGGCAGCACGAGCCGCGCGCCGACACCGCCGACACCACCGCCACCACCGACACCGCCGACGACAAGCCCGCCGCGCCAGAUGUAACUACCCCACUCACACUAACGCUCGUACUAGCCCGUCUAGUACCAUACACAGUCGACACGCGCACGCGCCUCUGGCAGCACGAGCCGCGCGCCGACACCGCCGACACCACCGCCACCACCGACACCGCCGACGACAAGCCCGCCGCGCCAGAUGUAACUACCCCACUCACACUAACGCUCGUACUAGCCCGUCUAGUACCAUACACAGUCGACACGCGCACGCGCCUCUGGCAGCACGAGCCGCGCGCCGACACCGCCGACACCACCGCCACCACCGACACCGCCGACGACAAGCCCGCCGCGCCAGAUGUAACUACCCCACUCACACUAACGCUCGUACUAGCCCGUCUAGUACCAUACACAGUCGACACGCGCACGCGCCUCUGGCAGCACGAGCCGCGCGCCGACACCGCCGACACCACCGCCACCACCGACACCGCCGACGACAAGCCCGCCGCGCCAGAUGUAACUACCCCACUCACACUAACGCUCGUACUAGCCCGUCUAGUACCAUACACAGUCGACACGCGCACGCGCCUCUGGCAGCACGAGCCGCGCGCCGACACCGCCGACACCACCGCCACCGACCGCACCACCGACACCGCCGACGACAAGCCCGCCGCGCCAGAUGUAACUACCCCACUCACACUAACGCUCGUACUAGCCCGUCUAGUACCAUACACAGUCGACACGCGCACGCGCCUCUGGCAGCACGAGCCGCGCGCCGACACCGCCGACACCACCGCCACCACCGACACCGCCGACGACAAGCCCGCCGCGCCAGAUGUAACUACCCCACUCACACUAACGCUCGUACUAGCCCGUCUAGUACCAUACACAGUCGACACGCGCACGCGCCUCUGGCAGCACGAGCCGCGCGCCGACACCGCCGACACCACCGCCACCACCGACACCGCCGACGACAAGCCCGCCGCGCCAGAUGUAACUACCCCACUCACACUAACGCUCGUACUAGCCCGUCUAGUACCAUACACAGUCGACACGCGCACGCGCCUCUGGCAGCACGAGCCGCGCGCCGACACCGCCGACACCACCGCCACCACCGACACCGCCGACGACAAGCCCGCCGCGCCAGAUGUAACUACCCCACUCACACUAACGCUCGUACUAGCCCGUCUAGUACCAUACACAGUCGACACGCGCACGCGCCUCUGGCAGCACGAGCCGCGCGCCGACACCGCCGACACCACCGCCACCACCGACACCGCCGACGACAAGCCCGCCGCGCCAGAUGUAACUACCCCACUCACACUAACGCUCGUACUAGCCCGUCUAGUACCAUACACAGUCGACACGCGCACGCGCCUCUGGCAGCACGAGCCGCGCGCCGACACCGCCGACACCACCGCCACCACCGACACCGCCGACGACAAGCCCGCCGCGCCAGAUGUAACUACCCCACUCACACUAACGCUCGUACUAGCCCGUCUAGUACCAUACACAGUCGACACGCGCACGCGCCUCUGGCAGCACGAGCCGCGCGCCGACACCGCCGACACCACCGCCACCACCGACACCGCCGACGACAAGCCCGCCGCGCCAGAUGUAACUACCCCACUCACACUAACGCUCGUACUAGCCCGUCUAGUACCAUACACAGUCGACACGCGCACGCGCCUCUGGCAGCACGAGCCGCGCGCCGACACCGCCGACACCACCGCCCACCCCACCGCCACCACCGACACCGCCGACGACAAGCCCGCCGCGCCAGAUGUAACUACCCCACUCACACUAACGCUCGUACUAGCCCGUCUAGUACCAUACACAGUCGACACGCGCACGCGCCUCUGGCAGCACGAGCCGCGCGCCGACACCGCCGACACCACCGCCACCACCGACACCGCCGACGACAAGCCCGCCGCGCCAGAUGUAACUACCCCACUCACACUAACGCUCGUACUAGCCCGUCUAGUACCAUACACAGUCGACACGCGCACGCGCCUCUGGCAGCACGAGCCGCGCGCCGACACCGCCGACACCACCGCCACCACCGACACCGCCGACGACAAGCCCGCCGCGCCAGAUGUAACUACCCCACUCACACUAACGCUCGUACUAGCCCGUCUAGUACCAUACACAGUCGACACGCGCACGCGCCUCUGGCAGCACGAGCCGCGCGCCGACACCGCCGACACCACCGCCACCACCGACACCGCCGACGACAAGCCCGCCGCGCCAGAUGUAACUACCCCACUCACACUAACGCUCGUACUAGCCCGUCUAGUACCAUACACAGUCGACACGCGCACGCGCCUCUGGCAGCACGAGCCGCGCGCCGACACCGCCGACACCACCGCCACCACCGACACCGCCGACGACAAGCCCGCCGCGCCAGAUGUAACUACCCCACUCACACUAACGCUCGUACUAGCCCGUCUAGUACCAUACACAGUCGACACGCGCACGCGCCUCUGGCAGCAAGAGCCGCGCGCCGACACCGCCGACACCACCGCCACCACCGACACCGCCGACGACAAGCCCGCCGCGCCAGAUGUAACUACCCCACUCACACUAACGCUCGUACUAGCCCGUCUAGUACCAUACACAGUCGACACGCGCACGCGCCUCUGGCAGCACGAGCCGCGCGCCGACACCGCCGACACCACCGCCACCACCGACACCGCCGACGACAAGCCCGCCGCGCCAGAUGUAACUACCCCACUCACACUAACGCUCGUACUAGCCCGUCUAGUACCAUACACAGUCGACACGCGCACGCGCCUCUGGCAGCACGAGCCGCGCGCCGACACCGCCGACACCACCGCCACCGACACCGCCACCACCGACACCGCCGACGACAAGCCCGCCGCGCCAGAUGUAACUACCCCACUCACACUAACGCUCGUACUAGCCCGUCUAGUACCAUACACAGUCGACACGCGCACGCGCCUCUGGCAGCACGAGCCGCGCGCCGACACCGCCGACACCACCGCCACCACCGACACCGCCGACGACAAGCCCGCCGCGCCAGAUGUAACUACCCCACUCACACUAACGCUCGUACUAGCCCGUCUAGUACCAUACACAGUCGACACGCGCACGCGCCUCUGGCAGCACGAGCCGCGCGCCGACACCGCCGACACCACCGCCACCACCGACACCGCCGACGACAAGCCCGCCGCGCCAGAUGUAACUACCCCACUCACACUAACGCUCGUACUAGCCCGUCUAGUACCAUACACAGUCGACACGCGCACGCGCCUCUGGCAGCACGAGCCGCGCGCCGACACCGCCGACACCACCGCCACCACCGACACCGCCACCACCGACACCGCCGACGACAAGCCCGCCGCGCCAGAUGUAACUACCCCACUCACACUAACGCUCGUACUAGCCCGUCUAGUACCAUACACAGUCGACACGCGCACGCGCCUCUGGCAGCACGAGCCGCGCGCCGACACCGCCGACACCACCGCCACCACCGACACCGCCGACGACAAGCCCGCCGCGCCAGAUGUAACUACCCCACUCACACUAACGCUCGUACUAGCCCGUCUAGUACCAUACACAGUCGACACGCGCACGCGCCUCUGGCAGCACGAGCCGCGCGCCGACACCGCCGACACCACCGCCACCACCGACACCGCCGACGACAAGCCCGCCGCGCCAGAUGUAACUACCCCACUCACACUAACGCUCGUACUAGCCCGUCUAGUACCAUACACAGUCGACACGCGCACGCGCCUCUGGCAGCACGAGCCGCGCGCCGACACCGCCGACACCACCGCCACCACCGACACCGCCGACGACAAGCCCGCCGCGCCAGAUGUAACUACCCCACUCACACUAACGCUCGUACUAGCCCGUCUAGUACCAUACACAGUCGACACGCGCACGCGCCUCUGGCAGCACGAGCCGCGCGCCGACACCGCCGACACCACCGCCACCACCGACACCGCCGACGACAAGCCCGCCGCGCCAGAUGUAACUACCCCACUCACACUAACGCUCGUACUAGCCCGUCUAGUACCAUACACAGUCGACACGCGCACGCGCCUCUGGCAGCACGAGCCGCGCGCCGACACCGCCGACACCACCGCCACCACCGACACCGCCGACGACAAGCCCGCCGCGCCAGAUGUAACUACCCCACUCACACUAACGCUCGUACUAGCCCGUCUAGUACCAUACACAGUCGACACGCGCACGCGCCUCUGGCAGCAAGAGCCGCGCGCCGACACCGCCGACACCACCGCCACCACCGACACCGCCGACGACAAGCCCGCCGCGCCAGAUGUAACUACCCCACUCACACUAACGCUCGUACUAGCCCGUCUAGUACCAUACACAGUCGACACGCGCACGCGCCUCUGGCAGCACGAGCCGCGCGCCGACACCGCCGACACCACCGCCACCACCGACACCGCCGACGACAAGCCCGCCGCGCCAGAUGUAACUACCCCACUCACACUAACGCUCGUACUAGCCCGUCUAGUACCAUACACAGUCGACACGCGCACGCGCCUCUGGCAGCACGAGCCGCGCGCCGACACCGCCGACACCACCGCCACCACCGACACCGCCACCACCGACACCGCCGACGACAAGCCCGCCGCGCCAGAUGUAACUACCCCACUCACACUAACGCUCGUACUAGCCCGUCUAGUACCAUACACAGUCGACACGCGCACGCGCCUCUGGCAGCACGAGCCGCGCGCCGACACCGCCGACACCACCGCCACCACCGACACCGCCGACGACAAGCCCGCCGCGCCAGAUUUCGACACGCGCACGCGCCUCUGGCAGCACGAGCCGCGCGCCGACACCGCCGACACCACCGCCACCACCGACACCGCCGACGACAAGCCCGCCGCGCCAGAUGUAACUACCCCACUCACACUAACGCUCGUACUAGCCCGUCUAGUACCAUACACAGUCGACACGCGCACGCGCCUCUGGCAGCACGAGCCGCGCGCCGACACCGCCGACACCACCGCCACCACCGACACCGCCACCACCGACACCGCCGACGACAAGCCCGCCGCGCCAGAUGUAACUACCCCACUCACACUAACGCUCGUACUAGCCCGUCUAGUACCAUACACAGUCGACACGCGCACGCGCCUCUGGCAGCACGAGCCGCGCGCCGACACCGCCGACACCACCGCCACCACCGACACCGCCGACGACAAGCCCGCCGCGCCAGAUGUAACUACCCCACUCACACUAACGCUCGUACUAGCCCGUCUAGUACCAUACACAGUCGACACGCGCACGCGCCUCUGGCAGCACGAGCCGCGCGCCGACACCGCCGACACCACCGCCACCACCGACACCGCCGACGACAAGCCCGCCGCGCCAGAUGUAACUACCCCACUCACACUAACGCUCGUACUAGCCCGUCUAGUACCAUACACAGUCGACACGCGCACGCGCCUCUGGCAGCACGAGCCGCGCGCCGACACCGCCGACACCACCGCCACCACCGACACCGCCGACGACAAGCCCGCCGCGCCAGAUGUAACUACCCCACUCACACUAACGCUCGUACUAGCCCGUCUAGUACCAUACACAGUCGACACGCGCACGCGCCUCUGGCAGCACGAGCCGCGCGCCGACACCGCCGACACCACCGCCACCACCGACACCGCCGACGACAAGCCCGCCGCGCCAGAUGUAACUACCCCACUCACACUAACGCUCGUACUAGCCCGUCUAGUACCAUACACAGUCGACACGCGCACGCGCCUCUGGCAGCACGAGCCGCGCGCCGACACCGCCGACACCACCGCCACCACCGACACCGCCGACGACAAGCCCGCCGCGCCAGAUGUAACUACCCCACUCACACUAACGCUCGUACUAGCCCGUCUAGUACCAUACACAGUCGACACGCGCACGCGCCUCUGGCAGCACGAGCCGCGCGCCGACACCGCCGACACCACCGCCACCACCGACACCGCCGACGACAAGCCCGCCGCGCCAGAUGUAACUACCCCACUCACACUAACGCUCGUACUAGCCCGUCUAGUACCAUACACAGUCGACACGCGCACGCGCCUCUGGCAGCAAGAGCCGCGCGCCGACACCGCCGACACCACCGCCACCACCGACACCGCCGACGACAAGCCCGCCGCGCCAGAUGUAACUACCCCACUCACACUAACGCUCGUACUAGCCCGUCUAGUACCAUACACAGUCGACACGCGCACGCGCCUCUGGCAGCACGAGCCGCGCGCCGACACCGCCGACACCACCGCCACCACCGACACCGCCACCACCGACACCGCCGACGACAAGCCCGCCGCGCCAGAUGUAACUACCCCACUCACACUAACGCUCGUACUAGCCCGUCUAGUACCAUACACAGUCGACACGCGCACGCGCCUCUGGCAGCACGAGCCGCGCGCCGACACCGCCGACACCACCGCCACCACCGACACCGCCGACGACAAGCCCGCCGCGCCAGAUGUAACUACCCCACUCACACUAACGCUCGUACUAGCCCGUCUAGUACCAUACACAGUCGACACGCGCACGCGCCUCUGGCAGCACGAGCCGCGCGCCGACACCGCCGACACCACCGCCACCACCGACACCGCCGACGACAAGCCCGCCGCGCCAGAUGUAACUACCCCACUCACACUAACGCUCGUACUAGCCCGUCUAGUACCAUACACAGUCGACACGCGCACGCGCCUCUGGCAGCACGAGCCGCGCGCCGACACCGCCGACACCACCGCCACCACCGACACCGCCGACGACAAGCCCGCCGCGCCAGAUGUAACUACCCCACUCACACUAACGCUCGUACUAGCCCGUCUAGUACCAUACACAGUCGACACGCGCACGCGCCUCUGGCAGCACGAGCCGCGCGCCGACACCGCCGACACCACCGCCACCACCGACACCGCCGACGACAAGCCCGCCGCGCCAGAUGUAACUACCCCACUCACACUAACGCUCGUACUAGCCCGUCUAGUACCAUACACAGUCGACACGCGCACGCGCCUCUGGCAGCACGAGCCGCGCGCCGACACCGCCGACACCACCGCCACCACCGACACCGCCGACGACAAGCCCGCCGCGCCAGAUGUAACUACCCCACUCACACUAACGCUCGUACUAGCCCGUCUAGUACCAUACACAGUCGACACGCGCACGCGCCUCUGGCAGCAAGAGCCGCGCGCCGACACCGCCGACACCACCGCCACCACCGACACCGCCGACGACAAGCCCGCCGCGCCAGAUGUAACUACCCCACUCACACUAACGCUCGUACUAGCCCGUCUAGUACCAUACACAGUCGACACGCGCACGCGCCUCUGGCAGCACGAGCCGCGCGCCGACACCGCCGACACCACCGCCACCACCGACACCGCCACCACCGACACCGCCGACGACAAGCCCGCCGCGCCAGAUGUAACUACCCCACUCACACUAACGCUCGUACUAGCCCGUCUAGUACCAUACACAGUCGACACGCGCACGCGCCUCUGGCAGCACGAGCCGCGCGCCGACACCGCCGACACCACCGCCACCACCGACACCGCCGACGACAAGCCCGCCGCGCCAGAUGUAACUACCCCACUCACACUAACGCUCGUACUAGCCCGUCUAGUACCAUACACAGUCGACACGCGCACGCGCCUCUGGCAGCACGAGCCGCGCGCCGACACCGCCGACACCACCGCCACCACCGACACCGCCGACGACAAGCCCGCCGCGCCAGAUGUAACUACCCCACUCACACUAACGCUCGUACUAGCCCGUCUAGUACCAUACACAGUCGACACGCGCACGCGCCUCUGGCAGCACGAGCCGCGCGCCGACACCGCCGACACCACCGCCACCACCGACACCGCCGACGACAAGCCCGCCGCGCCAGAUGUAACUACCCCACUCACACUAACGCUCGUACUAGCCCGUCUAGUACCAUACACAGUCGACACGCGCACGCGCCUCUGGCAGCACGAGCCGCGCGCCGACACCGCCGACACCACCGCCACCACCGACACCGCCGACGACAAGCCCGCCGCGCCAGAUGUAACUACCCCACUCACACUAACGCUCGUACUAGCCCGUCUAGUACCAUACACAGUCGACACGCGCACGCGCCUCUGGCAGCACGAGCCGCGCGCCGACACCGCCGACACCACCGCCACCACCGACACCGCCGACGACAAGCCCGCCGCGCCAGAUGUAACUACCCCACUCACACUAACGCUCGUACUAGCCCGUCUAGUACCAUACACAGUCGACACGCGCACGCGCCUCUGGCAGCACGAGCCGCGCGCCGACACCGCCGACACCACCGCCACCACCGACACCGCCGACGACAAGCCCGCCGCGCCAGAUGUAACUACCCCACUCACACUAACGCUCGUACUAGCCCGUCUAGUACCAUACACAGUCGACACGCGCACGCGCCUCUGGCAGCACGAGCCGCGCGCCGACUCUGCCGACACCACCGACACCGCCGACGACUAG